GUCGCUACCUGGUUAGCUUCCCCAACCGGCGUCGCACCGUAUCCGGUGUGUUAAAAACGCCAGGUGUUGAAUGCUGACGGAUACAUUGGGUGGUUUACGGCAACAACACUGGCAAGCUGCGUGAAGUCCAUGUCACGUUAAGCUCACUCGCUGACGCCGCCGUGAAUCAUUCACCGUCGGUUAACGUUUGACUGGUUUAAGGAUCAGCUAACGUCAGCUAACUGGGCUAGCUCCGCGCUAGCAGGCUAACAAAGAGCCGUCGCUCCUCCUUUUGCUUUGUAUGCUCGCUGUCGCCGUUUUCAAAUGGCUGUGGUGUCACUUGUAAGGCGGCGAAGGAGUGGUGAAACUGGACUGGAGCUUUUGAGUGUCUGGCCCUCCUGCCUUUGCCUACAGUUGGAUGUUCGGUGCCUGUUUUAGGCUGUGCAUGUUUGUUCCUCACCAGUGAUUCCUUAUGCUUGAUAGAAGCUGCACCCUGUGUCUUACAGAAUGGAUGGUGUGGACUUAAAGAGACUUGUGUAUCUACAUCAGCAAUCUGUUUUCUGCUGUGGUGUUCAUUCUUUUACUAUUUACAAGAGAACACCUCCCAUCCUACACCUCCAAUCUCUGCACUAUAUAUAUAAAGACCGUCUUUAAGCAAUAAAAAAAGACAGCUGGAGAUAGAAGUUAGAAGACUUUCUAUCUUUUUUUCUUUUUAAAGCACAGAUUGAUUCUGCUUUAUAUAAGCUUAUUUUAUGGCGGAGAUGGAAGCGUCCUUAUUUUAAUUUUUCAGUUAUUGUACCCCCUUACUCUUAGUGUGGGUGGUGGGAUGUCGGAAAAGCCAGACAACAAAAUGGUGAAGUUCCUGGCUCCCCCUCAGAAGAGUGGAAAUGGCCCCAGUUCUGGUUCAGAUUCGAUGGUGAGUGAAGGCCGGCCAGAAGUGAGACGCCGGCAUCACACCAUGGAGCGCGACCGAUGUAACCCUGAACACCGUUUCUUGCGCCGUAGUGUCAUCAGUGAUUCCAAUGCUACCGCAUUGGCCCUCCCUUUACCCAGCAAGAUCCCCAUCCCCGCUCCUCAGCGGGUUCCGCCGCGGGAAGCUGUCCCCCAACGGCAACAGACUGCUGCUGUUGCUCAUUUGCCACGGCCUGAACCAAGUUUAGCUAAAAAUGAGGACUCUGCUGAUAGUGGAAGAGGAAGAGAAGAAGGAAAAGGUAUAGAAAUAGCCAAGUUGGAUGUAGUGCCUUCAGAGCAGGAGCCUGCCAUUGUACAAGAUAUCUGUGAUGGAGAGGUGGUGGUAGAAGCCCACUCCGCACCAUGCUUAGGAACAGAAUUGCCUAGUCAAACAGAACCUGAAAGCACCACUGAGGCCAAGGUACAUCAAGAAGAAGAGGGGGAGGAAGAGGAAAAGGACGCCAAGGCACGAGCAGAGGCAGAGCAGAGAGAAGCUGAGAAAAAAGUACAGGAUGACAUCGAAGAGGCAGAGACCAAAGCAGUGGGAACAUCACCAGAUGGGCGUUUCCUGAAGUUCGAUAUAGAAAUUGGACGUGGCUCCUUCAAGACUGUCUACAAAGGCCUGGACACUGAGACCACGGUUGAGGUGGCUUGGUGUGAACUGCAGGAUCGUAAGCUGACAAAGACAGAGAGGCAGCGCUUUAAGGAGGAAGCGGGGAUGUUGAAGGGACUACAGCAUCCCAACAUUGUCCGCUUUUAUGACUCCUGGGAGGGACCCUCCAAAGGCAGGAAGUGCAUUGUACUGGUCACUGAACUCAUGACUUCUGGCACACUUAAAACAUAUCUGAAGCGGUUCAAAGUGAUGAAAAUUAAAGUACUGCGGAGCUGGUGUAGACAAAUCCUCAAGGGACUCCACUUCCUUCAUACUCGGGCUCCCCCCAUUAUCCACAGGGACCUUAAGUGCGACAACAUUUUCAUCACAGGCCCAACAGGAUCCGUCAAGAUUGGAGACUUGGGACUGGCUACACUCAAGCGCGCAUCAUUUGCCAAGAGUGUUAUAGGUACCCCUGAGUUCAUGGCGCCUGAGAUGUAUGAGGAGAAGUACGACGAGUCAGUGGAUGUGUAUGCCUUUGGAAUGUGCAUGCUGGAGAUGGCCACCUCAGAGUACCCUUACUCAGAGUGCCAGAAUGCUGCACAGAUCUACCGCAGAGUUACCAGCGGGGUGAAGCCGGGCAGCUUCGACAAGGUGGCCAUUCCUGAAGUGAAGGAGAUCAUCGAAGGAUGUAUUCGCCAGAACAAGGACGAGAGGUAUUCAAUCAAGGACCUUCUGAACCACGCCUUCUUCCAGGAGGACACAGGGGUGCGUGUCGAGUUGGCAGAAGAGGACGACGGAGAGAUGGAAGCUAUUAAGCUGUGGCUGAGAAUUGAGGAUGUAAAGAAACUCAAGGGGAAGUACAAAGACAACGAAGCUAUUGAGUUUUCUUUUGACCUCAACAAAGACGUCCCAGAGGAUGUGGCUCAGGAAAUGGUUGAGUCUGGUUAUGUGUGCGACGGUGACCACAAGACCAUUGCAAAGGCCAUAAAGGACAGGGUGUCUCUAAUCAGUCGCAAGAGAGCGCAGCGGCAGCAGGUCAGGGAAGAUCAGGAGAAGAGAAGGCUAGAAGAAGAACAGCAGAGUCAGCUACUGCCAGUACCGCAACCAGGUCCACAGCCAGGCACAGAUGUGCCUCAGUCCCAGCCAGUGCCACAGCCUGCUUCUUAUGUCUCUCCACAACCAAACCAACACAGCACACAGAUGUCUGCCCAACCUGCAUCUCAGCAGAGCCUUCAGAGCUCUAACUACAGCACUCCUCAGUCAAACCAACUGACCAGCCUGGCACAAGGGGUCCCUUAUGUCCCUCAGUCAACAGGGCAAGUCCCAGUUUCAGUUCAGGGUCAGAGUGUGGCCACAAUCCAGCCAGAGUCAGAGGAACCUGAGACUGACCAACACAAACAACUACAGCACACUGGAGUCAGUCACAUGGGAGACAGACUGUCUGGUUCCUCCAUCCUUCCUGAAGCCCAGCCUCCUCAGUCUGGAAUAUCCUACAGUUCUCCUGCCAGUCAGCACCUUCAACUCCAGGUGUCCUGCCCGCAGACACAAAAUGACCAAAUGCAACAGCAACAGUUGUCAGUGGUUCAACCCAAGAUGCAAGGUGUCCAGCCAGAAGUUGUUCCUGUUGCACCAAGCAGCCAGUCUGUUCCAGUGGCACCUUCACAGUACGGAGUUUACUACCAACCAUCGCUUCCCCCUCAGAUUCCCACCCAGCAAGUGAUGAUACCCCCAUCCUCUCAGUCAUCUCCCCCCCAACAGCAGCAACAGCCGGAGAGCAGCAGUACUCUUCAGAGCUCUACUCUACCACAGACACAGACGGGCGCUCAGCAGCUACAGUCUUGGGCCAGUGAUCCAAGUCCUCCUAUCAUGUCUCCUCCACUCAACGCAGAACAUCUAUACUUCCUCUAUCAGGCCUCAUGCCUCUCUGUUCUGCAGGCUGUGAGUCUCCCUCAGUCAACACCAGUGGAUCAGCCUGCAGGGUCCACUGCUCUGGUGCCUCCAUCUGUAGAAAGCUGCCUGUCAGACACAGCUUCAGGUCUUAGUGACGGCAAUGAUGGAAGUUCUACAUCAGGAGGUCGCCACGAGGGCCGCUCGCUGAAGCGCCACCAGCGAAGAUCCGUCCGCAGCCGCUCCCGCCACGAAAAGACUGCAAGGGCCAAGCUAAAUGUUCUCAGUAUCUCUAAUGUGGGGGACAGAGUAGCAGAGUGCCAGCUAGAAACGCACAACAGGAAGAUGGUGACCUUCAAAUUUGACCUUGAUGGUGAUAAUCCGGAAGAGAUUGCAGAAAUCAUGGUUGCGAGUGAGUUCAUCUUGGAGAGUGAGUGGGAGUCCUUCAUCGAGCAGGUCCGUGAAGUUAUAGAAAUGGCUGAUGAGAAAGGAGAGGGCAUGAAGGAAGGCUUUCCACAGAUGAUUGAUCACCAACAACAGCCUGAGCUGUCUGUUCCCAUGUUGCCAGGCAUUUCCCCCAGCACUACAGCCCAGGUAGUGCAUUCAGCAGGACGAAGGUUCAUAGUCAGCCCAGUGCCAGAGUCCCGUCUCAGAGAACAGUUCUUUGGCGCUCCUUCUGCUAAUACCUCCUUUGGAGAUGAACCUUCCCCAGCUCCCUCUAUGACAUUGGGCCUGUCUCUGUCUGCUCCAUCUGGGACUCUCCAGCACGCUUUCAGUAAAAUGAGGCAGGCUCGUGUAGAGAGAAGCAGCACACUUGAUCCCGAUGCCGCUGAGCAAGAACCAGGCACUGUCACAUCCAGUGAAGCUGGACUCGGCCCAAAUUCUAACAAUAUACUGGCUCCUCCAGAAGCUGUAACUUCCACCACUAGCGCUACUUUCCCUGCUGCGUCUCUCUCAUUUACUGCAACAUCCUCACCACCUGCCUCUACUGGGAGGGUUUCCCCUCCUCCUAUAUCCACGGUGUCCCAAACUCCAGCUCCUGUCACCAGUGAUCCCAGCCCACCGUCUUCCCAUGAAGCAGCCCCCUCACAGCAUCCACCAGCUGCCAACAUCCCUCCCUCAUCUUCCACCAUUACUCCUCCAUCAGUGCAGACCUCCGUCCCAGCAGUCCUUGGGCCUCAACUGAGCAGUAGUUCUGUCUCUUCUGUUGCUAGUGUUACACCCAGUAGUACUGGCGCAGUCCCUGCUUUAGACCAGCAGCCUUUUAAUAGUGCUGUUACGUCUUCUCAGCCUAUGAGUUCGGCCAUCCAUGCACCACAGCACGCAACCUCCCAGUGUCAACCUGUCACCAUUUCCGCUCAGCCUGCUCCUCCCACCUCAUUACCCAGUCAGGGCCAGGUGCAGCCACAGCCAGUGGAGACGGAGGGAGCUGAGCUCCAGACCAAGACCGCUGGCAGAGAUGAUAUCCAAGCUCUAGAUAAGAAGCUACGGUCCCUUUUUAAAGACCAGAGCUCUGCCUCGUCUGCGUCACUGGAUCCCAGUCAGAACACAGGCACAUCCUCUCCUCCCACUGGGACUUCUUCCCCUCCACCUGGAGCCGCCCUCGUGCCCCCAUCAAACCUUUCUCUCACGUCAGGGGUACAAGGUGUCCUGGGUUCCACAACCACCCCAGCAGGACAUGCACAGACGCCUCCAACAAAGCCCAGGGCACAGACGUUACCUACUGGUUUUGAUCAAGCUGCUACGCCUCCCUCCGACCUUGUACCUCCAUUUCCUGGACCAAAUCAGUCACAGCAACCCCUGGGUAAUUUGGAUGCUGAGUUGAGGAGGGCUCUGAGCCCAGAGACUGUUCAGGGAGGUAAAAGGGUCCAGCCCCCAGCAGCAGGUUUCACUCUGGGACGUUUCCAAGUGUCUGUUGCUGCUGAUGGUGUGUCCAGCAACGUUCCAGAUGCCUUCAGCAUCGUUUCCUCUUCGUCCCUCACGCCAUCCUCUACCUCCUCCUCAUCCUCCUCCUCUUCUUCAUCUUCCUCCUCCUCAUCCUCCUCCCCCUCAAGUCCAGAAAAUACACUCCACAGGUCAUCUUCUCUGGCCAAAGGAGUUUGUGAAACUGACAGUGUAAAUGGAGCUUCGUCUCUAUCUGCCAAUCCUGCCAGUCAGUCCACCACUAUUGGGCGCUUCCAAGUGUCCACGAGCCCCAAUGCCACAUCUGCGCCAACCACUGGCUCUAAAGUGGGACGUUUUUCUGUCACCGUGACCCCAGCUCCAGCAGCAGGCUCCAGUCCUUCACAUGGCUCCAGUAUGCAGAAUGGUCCCUCAUCCUCAACCUCGGAUCCUCCUAACACACAUACUCAUUACAGUAGUGACAAUGACGACGACUCUGAGACUGAAGACGAAGCCUUGCAGAAAGAAAUAAGCCGUCUCAGAGAAAAACAUAUGAUGGAGAUCCAGGCAUUGCAGACUCGUCAGAAAGAGGAGAUAGAGUCUCUGUUCACACGGAUGGGAAAACCUCCUCCCCACUCUGUCUUCUCCCCGGCUGUGGCAAUGGCUGGAGGUCGACGUAGGCGCAAAAGCCACAAAUCUGCUCGCAGUAGUGGACAGCCCAGCCCCUUGCACUCAGGAUCCCCAGCCUCUGCUCAUGGUUCAGAGUCCUCUCCAAAGCAAAGUUCACCCUCAGCAACGGAGGCAUCACAACCAGUGAGCAGGUCAUCCAUACCGCAGCUCAGAUCCUCUCCAUCCAUGCCUAGCCUCAGUAGUUGCUCCACAGGAUCAAGUGGGACCAGCUCCACGAAUGGUUCAGGCCACUACCAGAACCACUCUGCUACACUGACCCAGGUGACUGGACCCACUCCUGCAUCUCACACCCAGAAGGGCAAGGGCACCUUCACUGAUGACCUGCACCAACUGGUGGAUAACUGGGCCAGGGACGCCAUCAACCUCUCCCAGUGCAAGAGAGGUCCUAAAACUGUCCCACAGGCAGCACUGGGACAUGAUAUUAUCCCUCCGGUUAACAUGGGCCGUAAAUUCUCAGCUCCAGCGUACCUCUGCCCAACGCUUCCCACACCUUCCAACACCACGUCCUCCACCACCACCACCACUCACCUCCCCAACCCAGCCAAUCCCUCCAUCCCCCAGGGGCCUCGUAAAGGCUCUCUGGGCCCAGUUGCCCCAGGGUUUGGAUACACCUCGGCCUCGUACAGCGCUCCUCAGUGGGCAGGACCCACAGGCACAUGCCAGGUCAGCAUGCUUAACCCCGCACAGCCACUAACACAGUACCAGCCGCCGGUGACAGCCUCAGUGUCCCUGCACCAAGGCUUUCACAUCGGAGCUGCACCAGCCCCCCAGAAAUCAAUCAGCCCCGGAGGGCCCAACCUAAGGCCUACGUAGCCCAGUCAGAGCCCUGGUCAAGGCUGAGACAGAGGGCCACACAGGGGCAGACAGUUGUGAACAAGAACCAAUAGCUCUCUUGGCAGAUUGCAGGUUAGCUAGCUGGAUAUUGUGCUUUUUAUUUUUUAUUUCAACUUUUAUUAUUAUGUGUUUUUUUUUUUUUUUGGUUUUUUUUUUUUUUUUUUUUCUGUAAAAGAGCUGACCUGUGUGGUUCAAGUCCUCUCAGGCAGAACGAACUCUGUCUGGCAAUUGGAGGGAGAGUGCAAUACACAUCCACACACGCCUGCCAUUAGCUGUGGAAUCGAGCUGUGACGAGCCGGUUGGUUUUGUCUGGUAAUCUAAUGACCCAAAGGCAUAACCAACAACAGCCAAAGAAGUCUUUUGAGAGCAGACGUUGAAAUGUUGUCAUUCCUUUUGAAGAGGAGAAGGUAGGAAGCACUCUGGUUCACAAACUUACUGGUCCUGACUUUAAGCCGAACUGGGAUACAAAACUAAUUCACCACAUAGACACAAGUGUGUGCGUGUGUGCACACCUGACUAAAUAUUAAUCUGGUUGAGUGACUUGGGAUGGAAGGUUAAGUUGUCUCGGAGAGCGAGGGGGGGAGUGUACUUGAAAGUGGGAGAUAAGAGUGGGACAGUUUGUCCCGGAUGGGAAAGUGAGACUGUUGGAGGUAGAAGAAAGACGUAGUAAGUUAGGCUGGAGUGUAAUGGAUAGGGUUGCAGUAUGAAUACAUCCCAGUGGCUACCUAUUAAGAAAAAUGCAAUAAUGGAAAAGAGUAGAUAUACUGUCCCUUGUAACUGUGGCCUUAAUCUCCAAACACAUUUAAACAUUGACUUUGUACAUAGACACUUCUUCACUGGGUUAUGAUUCCAUGUUUAGCAUAUUUAUGUCCCUGUGAGAGUCUGGUGUCAUUGUGAUUUGAGUUGUCUAUACAGAUUUAUUAUCAUACUGAUUUAUUCUUCAUGUAAGCCAGUGGAUCUGCCAUAUAUAUAAAAACAAAAAGAAAAAGCAUUGUCCUGGUGUUGACCACCAUUUGGAGUUUGGAUCUUGAAGAGGUGAUGCUGCUGUAAAUCACAAUCUGAGUAGGAGGGUGUUUGAAGGGUGUUCGACUUUUGUUUUGUGUGUUUUUUUUUUUUUUUUUUUUUUUUUUAAACGCAAGAAUGAAAUCUUGUUUAGAAUCCCAAGUUGACACAUGAAACCACUUCACUUAGUGCUUAUCAAUGGAUUAUGAACCGUUCAAAAUCUACUUAUCAUACAAAAUGAAAUAGUUUUGGUUUAUUGCAUUAGUUAUUUGUGUAAAACGGACGCAUCCUCCCAACUUCUCCCAGUUGUUUAGACAAAACAGGUUGUUAGUAAAGUCAUCUCACAUUAAAUAACAUAACCAUAAUUAGCUGUCACUUCUCAAAUCACAAGUGUCUGGGGUUCUCUCUUUCUGUGGUCUGUUUUUGUAUGCGUAUAUUUAAUAAAACAAAUGUUCUUUAUGGACCUGUAUUCAGCCAUCAGAUUUUGAUGUUGUUUCACUGUAAUUAUUAUUAAAGGUUGUUAAACAACAUGUAGUUAAGGAAUAUAAAAAGUGCAAUUGCAGGGUGGUUGUUAUUGGUAUGCUACUCACCAGGCGGGAGUAAUCCUGUGGUUUAUUAAGCUCUUCUAUCGUAUGACUGCCCUGCCCCCCUUUUCUAUUUAAUUGUAUAUAUGUUAAUGUGAGGUAAAUGCUUUCACCUAAUGCUCAGUCACUAGAGUAUGCUUGUGGUGACCCCCACUCUACAUGCACAUGCACUCUAACCUGUAAACAUGAGGAACACUUUAGUGCCUUGCAUCCUCACUAAUGACAAGUUCCAGACUCAUCUAGUCCUGUAGUUGUGACUGUACUGCAGAAAAAUACGUGGCUCCAUAACCGUCACACGGCCAUCUCAAAAACAUGCAACUGGAUAACACACACACCUAGACCUACACAAACACACACACCUACACACACACACACACACACACACACACACACACACACACACACACACACACACAAAAACAAACACAGAGGACUGCAGAACAAAGAGCACACUGAGUAAGGUGGAAAACGUUUCUUUUUCUCUCUACAGAUACAUUUGUGUUGGUUGUGUAAUCAACUGUAUUUAUAUUUGGCUCAUGCAUUCAUAAAAAAAAAAGGCUGACAUUUCUUUCUUUCAUUUCUUUGUGGAUUUAUCAUUAAACCGUUUUAAUAGAAGCACUUGUUUAAGGGCAGCGAGUGAGCGGUGUAUAAAAGGUUUAAAAGUUGUCGCGCCCUCGUGCCGGCUCAACUUUUUGUCUCACCCACCUCUCACACGAGUGCCAUGCUGUCAUCGUGACUCUUUCGCCUGCUCGUAGAUUUGGAUGAAUAGUUAAAACUUCUCUAGAGAAAAAAUAAGUUACUGCAAUGCAGAAUAUGCAAUGUUUAAAAGUUUUAAAGGGACUGAGGGGGUAAUGGAAACAUUUGCAUGCUGAUGAGGGUUGUUACAGACUUCAAUGUUUUUGAUAUUGGAAUAUUAGAGAUCUUUGUUGUUUUUUUUUUUAUAUUAUUUGCCUUUCUGGGACUCAUCACUUUAGUGUUGAUCUGUUAAAUUGCCAUUCACCAAUAUCACAGGCACAACUUCAAUAUCAGACUAUCAGCAUAUGGUUUCUGCAUGCCGGCUUCACUGAUGUUUAAUCUUACAAAUGACAACCAACUCACAACUGGCCACUGUACAGCACAAGCUCUCAAUGAAGCUUAAGGUCCAUGUGCUACAAUGCUACUAUCAGUAAUUAUCACAGACUUCUGUACAGUACUGUUUGAGGCUACUGACACGCAGUAAUAUCUGUUGAGCUCUUAUUUCUGAUCCCUCCUUACUGACUUCCUGUGAUUCAGUGUCUGUUUUGUGUAUGUUUUUCACAUUGUACAAAAUGUAAAAACAAAUAAAAAUAAUAUCGAUUAAA
Messenger RNA from Dicentrarchus labrax (European seabass), 9743 nucleotides. Its product is annotated as serine/threonine-protein kinase WNK1. Gene Ontology annotation, cellular component: cytosol; cytoplasm. Lineage: Eukaryota; Metazoa; Chordata; Actinopteri; Moronidae. The transcript has 29 exons. Gene Ontology annotation, molecular function: protein serine/threonine kinase activity; chloride channel inhibitor activity; ATP binding. Gene Ontology annotation, biological process: monoatomic ion homeostasis; intracellular signal transduction; positive regulation of potassium ion import across plasma membrane. The record is from RefSeq and is a predicted model, not a curated record. The coding region runs from base 806 to 6796 and encodes 1996 amino acids.